AUGACGUUUUGCCUGCAUUCAGACGACUGCGGCCUCGUCUCCAUCAGUGUCUCCAACAACCGGAUCGUGAAUGGCAGUGCCGCGUCUGAUGGGGAAUACCCUUACCAGGUGGCGCUGAUUAUCCCAAUAGGCAAUAAGACAAUUUUAUGCGGGGGCUCGAUCAUCAAGAGAAGGUGGAUUCUAACAGCUGCUCACUGCUUUUACGACGAGAACAACAACAUAGCAACAAGUAUAGAAGUGCGCUACGGUUCAAUAGAUGGCAGAAUGGGAACAUCUCUAACAUCAACAAGUUUCAUUAUCCAUCCCAAAUACAAACCAGGCAGACACGCCAACGACAUAGGUUUGGUGAAACUUCCGGAAGCCUUACAGUUCGAGGACAACCCGACCGUGCUUCCCAUCUGCUUGGCGUUGGAGGAAGACGAUCGCUUCAAGAGAAAAGCCGUGGCCACCGGGUGGGGCCGCAUCUCUUUCGGUGGUAGUAUCGUAAACAUCUUGAGGGAGGUUGAGCUGGAUCUCAUUCCCGUGAGUGUAUGUGGAUCCAAGAUCAAAUUACCACUUGACUCCAGCAAGGUCUUAUGUGCUCUUACACCCUACAAGGACACCUGCCAGGGUGACAGUGGUGGCCCUCUGGUGGUGAGGAUUAGCGAAGAAAGGUGGGUUCAGGUGGGCAUUGUUAGCUAUGGAUACGAAUGUGCAAGACCUGACCAUCCCGGUGUGUAUACCAGGGUCUCUGCUUACUUGGAUUGGAUUUCCGGGAGCACGGGCGGAACUGACUGCGAUUCCCCAUGUAAGUGCAGUACUGAGGCACAUCAUGUUUUGAGACACAACAUCUGCGGCAGCGCCUCCGUCAGGAGCAGUGAUCAUCAGUAG
Messenger RNA from Penaeus monodon (black tiger shrimp), 870 nucleotides. RefSeq names its product venom protease-like. Gene Ontology annotation, molecular function: serine-type endopeptidase activity. The coding region runs from base 1 to 870 and encodes 289 amino acids. Gene Ontology annotation, biological process: proteolysis. The record is from RefSeq and is a predicted model, not a curated record. NCBI's taxonomy places the organism in Eukaryota, Metazoa, Arthropoda, Malacostraca, Decapoda, Penaeidae. The transcript has 6 exons.